AUGGCCUUGGGGCUUCUGAGAGCAAGGAAAGAAAAGGCAUUCUUGUUAUUUCGUGAUGUGUCUGUGGACUUCACCCAGGAAGAGUGGGCGCUAUUGAGCCCUGUUCAGAGGACCCUGUACAGGGAUGUGAUGCUGGAAAACUAUAGAAACCUAGUCUCCUUGGGAAUUCCGUUUUCCAAACCAACACUGGUUAUUCUGCUGGAGAGGGAGAAGGAACUCUGGAAAGAGGAGAGACAAUGUCUGCCCAGCCCUAGUUCAGUAGAUACAAAGCCAGAAAUUCAACCCUAUUCCUCCUCUCCUCUGGCCUUCUGCAAACAGCAAUUAUGCCAGUGUGUGCCACCUGAUCAUCACCUUCAAGUCAGCCCAAGCUUGUCUGCAAGAACUCUCCAGAUAGGAGAUCUAUGCCCAAUAGAUCAGAAACAGCAGCAGCCACCACUCUCAUAUCAAAGCUUCUGGAAUGACAGAGUGGAAGGCCAAAACAGAGAAAAUGGCACCAGAUCUUUUGGGGAGAACACAAGAGAAAGAGUUAACUCAAGGACCCUCUCUAGCCCACCAGAAGGACAGCUGAUAAGCUCUAGUGAAGGCACCACGGUGGUGGAAAUAAAGCUCAGUUCAGCUGAGAAGGCAAGCCCUGUAAAAACAAGCAAAGUAUUAAAGUGUGUAGAAAUAUCAGGGUUUGAAGUAGUCAAUUGUGGAAAUUGUGGGCUAGGCUUUGACCAGAAGUCAGUCCUCUUUAGUCAGCAGAGGACUCUCUCAGGGAGAAAGCCUUAUAUUUGCAGUGAGUGUGGCCGAAGCUUUAGCUAUAAAUCAGCCCUCGUCACACACAGGAGAUCACAUAUGGGGGAAAAGCCUUAUCUCUGCACAGAGUGUGGGCAAGCUUUUAGCCAGAAGUUAAACCUGAUCACACACAAUAUGGCACACUCUGGGGAGAAGCCCUUUGCAUGCGAGGAGUGUGGCCGAAGCUUCAGCCAGAAGUCAACCCUCAUUAGACACCUUAGGACACACUCAGGAGAGAAGCCCUUUGUGUGCAGGCAGUGUGGGCGAGGCUUUAGGGAUAAGUCAAACCUAAUCACACACCAGAAGACCCACUCAUGGGAGAAGUCAUAUAUGUGGAGAGACUGUGGGAGGCUCUUUAGAGACAAAUCAACUCUCAGCAAACACCAGAGAGUUCAUUCAGGGGAGAAUCUUCAUUUGUGCAGUGAAUGUGGCAGGAGCUUUAGUCAGAAAUCAUAUCUCCUUAAACACAAGAGGACACACUCAGGAGAGAAGCCUUUUGUGUGCCAGGAGUGUGGGCGAGGUUUUAGUGAUAAGUCAAACCUUACCACACACCAGAGGACACACUCCAGGGAGAACCCAUAUACAUGUCUGGAGUGUGGGCGAGGGUUUAGUGUUAAGUCAGCUCUCAUUACACACCAGAGAACACACUCCGGAGAGAAGCCUUACCUGUGCAGAGAAUGUGGGUGAGGCUUUAGACAUAAGUCAACUCUCAUUACACAUCAGAGGACACACUCAGGUGAGAAGCCUUUUGUGUGCAAGAAAUGUGGGCGAGGCUUUAGACAGAGGUCACACCUCAUCAGUCCAAGAACACACUCUGGGGAGAAGGCUUUUGUUUGUACAGAGUGUGAGCAAGGCUUCAGUCAGAAAGCAAAUCUAGUCAGGCACAAGAUGGCCCACUCAAGGGAGAAGCCCUUUGGGUGCAGGGAUUGUGGACAAGGCUUUAGCCAGAAGUCAGCCCUCUUGAGACAUCAGAGGACACAUUCAGGAGAGAAGCCUUACAUAUGCAGAGUGGAGCGGGGCUUUAGUGAUAAGUCAACCCUCAUCACACAUCAGAGAACACAUUCGGGAGAGAAGCCUUAUGUUUGCAGUAAGUGUGGAGAAGGCUUUAGGCUGAAGUCACACUUAAUUAGACACCAGAGGACACACUUAUAG
Molecule: messenger RNA, 1929 nt
Organism: Cynocephalus volans (Philippine flying lemur)
Lineage: Eukaryota; Metazoa; Chordata; Mammalia; Dermoptera; Cynocephalidae
Product: zinc finger protein 875-like
Biological process (GO): regulation of DNA-templated transcription
Source: RefSeq, a predicted model, not a curated record